Molecule: messenger RNA, 360 nt
Organism: Blastocystis hominis
Lineage: Eukaryota; Bigyra; Opalinata; Blastocystidae
Exons: 1
Coding region: 1-360 (119 amino acids)
Cellular component (GO): NADH dehydrogenase complex
Molecular function (GO): NADH dehydrogenase (ubiquinone) activity
Source: RefSeq, a predicted model, not a curated record
AUGUUUUUUAAUGAUUUAUAUGCUUUAUUAGUUUAUUUUAUUUGUGCAAUUGUAGUUUCUUAUAUUGCAUUCUUAAUUUCCUAUAUUUUUGGUAUACGUGCUAACGAUUCUAACAAAUUGUCUGCUUAUGAAUGUGGUUUUACUCCAUUCGAAGAUGCUCGUAAUACUUUUGAAAUUCAUUUUUAUUUAGUUGCUAUUUUAUUUUUAAUGUUUGAUUUAGAAAUUUCUUUUUUAUAUCCUUGGGCAGUUUCAUUAUCUGCAAUUUCUUUUGUAGGUUAUUUUGCUAUGGUUGUUUUUUUAAUUAUUUUAACCUUAGGUUUUGUUUAUGAAUAUAAAAAAGGUGCCCUUGAAUGGGAAUAA